This is a messenger RNA of Tachysurus fulvidraco (yellow catfish), 6555 nucleotides long. RefSeq names its product immunoglobulin superfamily, member 9a (gene igsf9a). Bases 550 to 5250 code for a protein of 1566 amino acids. Gene Ontology annotation, molecular function: protein binding. The record is from RefSeq and is a predicted model, not a curated record. The transcript is spliced from 22 exons. Gene Ontology annotation, biological process: cell-cell adhesion. Lineage: Eukaryota; Metazoa; Chordata; Actinopteri; Siluriformes; Bagridae.
CACACACACACACACACACCCCUUCCUGGUUGAUGAGGGUAACUUGUGCGCGCGCGUGCGCGUCCUCUAACACAGAACAGAGUUUAACAGCGAGUCUAGCGCAUGUUACAAACUCCGCGCACGAGCUAAUCAGAGUUUUUGUGGACACUUUAACUUUUUUCUGGUUUAAAAAAAAUCCAAAACAACAACAACAACAACAACAAGAGCCAUUUCCCUACUGAGAUACUGAGAUGUUCGGGUAACAUCUUCGUUCUGCUGUAAACUGGAUGGUUUGUGUGGAGGAACGGAAGGAGAAGCAGCUCGCGCACAGAAGGAGCUGCGCGUGCAGUGAAGGAGCUGCGCGUGCAGCCAGACAACAGGAACAGGAGAAAACAACAAAAACAACAACAACAACAAUAUUUACAAUAAUAAUAAUAAAAGGAAGAAUGAAGAGGACUUGUGGCGCAUUUUUACACGUUUAAACACCUAACACGAGGAUAUUGUGAGGAUUUCUGUCAUCCAGACGUGAGUACAGUUAAGGAGAUGUCUGUGAGUGUUUGAUCAUCUGCCAUGGCGAUGAAGGAGCUUCCUGUACCUGGAGUUUUGAUUCCUGCUGCUGUGCUGCUGUGCGUUCUCGUUGGAGUUGGAGGUGAGCAGCCUGUGCUGAGGGUGAAACAGGGAGGUUCUGCGCUGCUGAAUUGCCCCCUCAGUCCUCCUGCAGAAAAGGUUUCGUCUGCUCCGCUGCACGUCGUCGAGUGGGUGCGUCGGGAUUACGACAUUCCCAUCCUCAUCAAGUUCGGAGCACAUGCACCAAGAGUGCAUCCCAGAUAUGAAGGUCGAGUGUCUCUGGCCGAGGGAACGGCUCUGAGGGUAAAGGAUCUGGUCCAGGAGGAUGGAGGCUGGUACGAGUGUCGCAUCCUGCUGCCUGAUAAAUCCUCAGAGGAGACUCGGAACGGCAGCUGGACGCUUCUGUCAGUCACAGCCCCGCCUGUGUUUACUGAAACUCCGCCCUCGAUCACAGAAGCCUUGUUCGGAAGACCAAUCACAUUGAAGUGUGUUGCCAAUGGCAACCCUCCUCCCACCAUAGUGUGGUAUAAAGAAGGUGUUGUCGUCAACCAGACCAGCGUGAACCAUGUUAACGUGAUGGUCCUGAAUGGGAGUCUGACGUUUUCUUCUGCAAGCAGAGAGACAGCAGGACGUUAUCAGUGCCAAGCCUCUAACAGCGAGGGAAAUGAAAUUCACACCACGCAGCUCAGGGUCAAAGGUCCACCGUUUAUCCUGAUUCCCCCGACGGACACUGUCCUCAAUAUGUCCCACGAUGCCUUGCUGCGGUGCCAGGCUGAGGCCGAUCCUCCCAACAUGACCUACGUGUGGAUGAGAGACGGAGACAACGUCUACCAUAUAGAAUCUCUGAAGUCUCGUGUGAAGGUGAUGGUAGACGGAACGCUACUCAUAUCUAAAUUAAUCCCCAAGGAUUCUGGGAAAUACACGUGUAUGCCUACGAAUGGCCUUCUGACUCCACCUACUGCCUCAGCCACACUUACAGUGCGACACCCAGCGCAGGUCACCCAGAUGCCCGAGCAGAUCUUCCUGCCUACAGGAAUGAGAGGAGUGAUCUCCUGCCCGCUGCUUUCGGACCCCCCGCUGCUCCGAGUGGACUGGACCAAAAACGGAAAAGCGCUGGACCCGAACGCCUACCCAGGCUGGAUCCUGACCUCAGAUGGUUCCAUUGUCAUCACUACGGCUAACGACGACGCGGUGGGCGUGUACACCUGCACUCCGUAUAACAGUUACGGUACGAUGGGCCAAUCAGAGCACACCACCGUCCUCCUUCAGGACCCUCCGUCGAUUGCACUCGCUCCCCAGAAGGAGUACAGUACGGAGGCGGGAAGGACGCUGAUCGUCCCCUGCCAGGCACGCGGAGAUCCUCCACCUACAGUCACAUGGGCCAAGCUCAGUCCCUCUGUCUCUCCCCCUCUGUACUCUGUAUCAGAAAGCGGUUCUCUGCUCCUUCAGUCUGUGAGUAAAGAUCAUUUUGGUGAGUGGGAGUGCAGUGUGACGAACAGAGUCUCCACCAUCAGAGCCACCACCACUGUCAUAGUGCUCGGUACAAGUCCUCAUGCUGUGUCUUCCGUUUUCGCUGAAGUCGGAGAACACCAAGCCAAUGUGUCCUGGGUGCCUGGAUUUGAUGGAGGAUUUACACAAACUUUCACCGUCUGGUUGAAGUGUGUGUGUGAAGAUGAGGAGCAGCAGGACUGGCACUCGGCUCCUGGUCCUUCCUCCAGCACCAGCGUGCUGGUCAGUGAUCUUCUUCCCUCCACCGAGUACCAGUUCAGCGUGAUGGCUCACAAUAAGCUGGGCAGCGGCCCAUUUAGUAACAUCACUACCGCACGGACCAUGGACGCACUUCCCACAUCGCCCAAGCUGGAACCGCCCACGGUGCUGUACUUUAACCAGAGCUCUGAGGGUGUUUAUCUACAUUGGGCGGUGCCUUCACCUCAGCAGCUACCUAUCGACAGUUUUGUCCUCCAAUCACGUCUCGAGGAGGGGGAGUGGUCGACUUUGGAUGAGGACAUCGAUGCGAAUAAAAGCGAAAUGCUUGUUCGGGGAUUGCGAAAGAACUCCAACUAUGAGUUAAGACUCCUGUCUCGUCGUGGAGAGCAGCUGAGCAUGCCCAGUCACUCGAUCAACAUCUCCACUCUCGUUAUGGAUAAUCCUAGUUCACGCCUCCCAGAGAUGGAGCCUCAGCCACUAUGGACCGGAGUCAUGAUUGGGAUGGGAGUCCUGUGCCUUUUACUUCUGGUACUCUUGGUCACGGUGUGUUUGAUCGGCCGUAAAAGAAACCGGCAACACAGGAAGAUGAUGCGAGAUCACGCCCCUGCUGCUCCUAGGAAAGCUAGCUCAGCCCCUGACAGUCCUGACAGUGUAUUAAAACAGAAGCUCCUCCCCCUUCGCCCACUCUCCAGUUCCUCCUCUUCCUCAAACCACUCCUCCUUGGACAAAUCCAACCGUAAUGAUUAUCCUGACCAAAAACAUCACCAACUCCCACGCACCCAACCUCCUUCCCACGGCUCAGAACACGAGAGCCAACUCCGUCGUUCCUCCACCGUGGACCUCAUUCACCGUGGGCCAGAUGGCCGAUUCAUGCUUGGGGCAUAUGAAGAACUUAGCACGUUAGAUCUCGCUCCAUCCAUGCAUGAAAUGUCAAUGCGAGCUUUUUCACGCUCAUCUGAGCGACCCGUGAAUGCAACACUACGCAAAUCGCAAUCAAUGCGCUCUUACAGGGGUGACAGAAAGCAUCCUCCUUUCGUCCUUUCUGUAGACAUGCCUUCUUGUGGAUUGGACAUUUCUUCUGGUAGAUCGCAAACGUUGCCUAGAUAUGGCUGCUACUCUGUGUCUUUGGGAAAGGAGAUCUCAACUAGAUCAAGUCUGGCUUCUGAAAUCAGUGGUUCGGUUCUCUACACACCAUCAGACGACUGUUCGACGCUUAAGUAUGGCGGCACUCAUUCUACAGCCAGCACAAUCGUUCUGCAAAUGGAGCAUGAAAAAGAACAAGGCAACCUCAGUCGUUGUCUUACGCUGGCCCGAGAGAGAGAGAAGCUGGAGCGGGAGUUGCGCAAGUACACUCUGGACCAUAACUUUCAGUCAAGAGAAGCGGAAGUCAAGAGAGGUGGAUCACUCCGAGUGGAGAGUAGGAGUAGGGAAAUUGAGGAAAGAGACUGGAAAGAUUUUGGAUCAUUACAAGUUACACAUCUGUCCAACAGAGGGCAGUGUCUAUCCAGUAACACCCUUACACCGAGAGUUCGAGCUUCGUCAUGUAUUCCGUGGGAGGCUGGAUAUAUAAUGUCUCCCAGUAAUCUUUUGCAAACACAAAAUUGCCACAAAGAGACCUUUGAGUUACUGAAGGACUCUCAUUUAAACAAAAUGUCAAACCAAAGGAGGUCUAAAAGUCUAGAGCGAGGAGAGCACCAAAGAUCAGGUGUAAAAGAUCAGCGGCGAAGGCGAACCAUAACUGAAGGUGCCCCUGUCAAUUUUGAUAAUAAUCCUUCAGACCCAACAUGGGAAAGAUCUCAUUAUAGCGUUCAGGGCAGCCUGAAGUAUCCUCUAGCUUACAAUCACAGUCAGCAACAUAUUUUCCCACGAAGGAGUCACUUGGGAAAUACACAACAAGGAGGAAAAGCAGAGAAAAGCAGAGAGAAGGUUGGCUGUGCAGCUGAUUAUGUGGAGAUGUGUGUGGAUGAGCCAGAGAUACAUGCUCAGAAUCCCCUAACGAGGGCCCCGCCGCAGUCCAUGGAUUUUCAGAGACCCAGUUUAAGUCAGCUGCAGAUGGAGACAGAAAGACAAUCAGGGUACAAAACCGUUCAAAAAGGCUCGAGAAGAGACCUGCUGAGGAUGAGUAGUGGGUCUAGUAGAACCCUUCCUUCAAAACAUCGACAAAGCCCAGCUUUCCAGGAUGGUCUUUGUGGGACUUCUCAAGACAUAAAUCACCACAAAAGUGCCCCUAGUUUGGAGGAUAAAAUGUACAGUGAGAAAUUCCUGCCCCCUGAUGCUUGGAUUGACUCGCUAAGCACGGGGCAAAAUUCCUACCUGUCUCCUUUGCCAAGUGAAGAAGAGAACCGGACAAUGCAGAGUCAAGAAGCUCAGCCAUGUACACUUGCAGAAAAUCAGCUACAAGACUCCCACCAUCAGCAGGCCCCUAAUAGUGCCUCUACCGUUGAUCAAGCCCGUCAGUGCCACGGUCCGCCUUCCUUGCCUUCAGAGGAUUCCAGCUGGCCUCUAAUGCAUUGCUACUCUCCAGAACCCGAGGGAAGUUGCCGGAGCUAUGCCAGCCAUAGCAGUGGCAGAGGAAGUCUGGAUCAGCCGAGCAGCAGGCAGUCUUUGUCUUUUAGCCCACCUCUAAACAGCUCUCUAGAGAUCCCAGAGGGAAGCGAUAGAGAGGAGGCCGGCCAGCGCUCACUAAAGGAAUGCUAUAGGAGAGAUUCUGUUGACGAGAACUACGAGUGGGAUUCGCACUACAUUUCUGUGAACUCUACUGACCUGAAAACGUCAAUCAGUACAGCCUGCCUGCAGGGGGAGAUCCUGAGCAGGGGAAGACAGAGGAGCGCAUUGAACGACAGCAGGCUGGCUUUAAAGCAGGAAAAGAAAGGUCUGUAUCGCACGAUUAGCAUUUUACCCCCAAGUUGUGAAGAGUCUCUACUGGAGCAAGAAAUUCAACAUGGCUCUAUGUGCUACCCUGACCCUGACCCCACUGCUGAGGCUGUGCGAUUCUGAGUCUUAAGAGAUCCACUGCAGGAUCCAAACAUGGUGGAGCAGCGAGAACAGAUCUUAUCGUCACACACCUUCGAAACGCUAGAGACUCGCCUCGACGAGACGCCAACAAAGCAAAACAGAACCAAGAUGCAGAACUUUUUUUUUUUUCCUUCUUUAUUUUUAGCUUUCGGUGUUCAGAAUAUCCACAUCCCUUACCACAGGAAAAAAAAUGUUCGCUCUAAUAGCCGUUAGGUGGAAAUAUGCAAAUGAAGGCAGUCUGAUUAUAUUCCUGGACCAUUCCAGUCCAGUGCUGGUGACAUCUCAGUGACAUUUGGAUUGGGGAUAAUUUCAGUGUGGAAUUGAGGAGAGCGUCUCCGAUCGGUCGCACUCGCCAGACUCAAAAGGAUGAAGGAAACGAAUCCCUCGUUUCAUCACUCGUCUGAGAUUAAACCGAGCACGAAAGUGACUCGAGAACCUGCUGGAAAUAAGCUGCUGUGAUCUUUCAGCACUGUGAUUCACACUUCCUGUAUCUGCCAAUGCUAAAAAAAAAAGUUUAUGCCAAGAACGGAACAGGUCUAAAUGGAGGAAGGUCUUUAGUCCAGAUGGUCAGAUUCUGUAUUUUUGAGUAUUUCAGAUGGACGCGGUUCGAAGUAAACUUCCUCCGCUGCGGUCCGCGGCGCGUGGACAUCGAUAUCGAUCUGCGCUCUGAGACACAGUGCUGGGAUUAAAGGCCUGACCAGUUGUGAGGAAAAGUUCUAAAGAGAAGGAUUUCUUUUUACACUCGUUGCCUUUGAGAAGAACAUGAGAGGAUGUGAACUGUGAUUGGUCCAUCGAGGGCAGAAUCCGUUAUAUCAUGUGAAAACGGCUUGAUGGAAGUUCACUUUUUUAUUUUAAACAACAAGAAAAAACCUUUCAUGAAGGAUGACAGUGAAACAAGAAAAGACAAGCUUUAACUGUUUACUAAAUAUUUUUGACUCCGUUUAAAUAUAUUAAGCUUUUUUUUUCAUGUUAAGCCUCAUUUAUCAAACUAUUUACUAACGAAUUUAUGUGUAAAGGAAUUACAAGUCAUGAAGUUUACGUAUAACACGACCGGCUAACAGGAUCAAAGCUGUCGGGCUCAAAUUAUUUCCAUUUCUGAACAUUUUACUUUUUUUUUGAGUGUUUGACUUGAUAACAAACGUCAUAAAUGAAGACGGUGGCUUAGUGGUUAGCACGUUCGCCUCACACCUCCAGGGUUGGGGGUUCGAUUCCCGCCUCCGCCUUGUGUAUGUGGAGUUUGCAUGUUCUCCCCGUGCAUCGGGGGUUUCCUCUGGGUACUCCGGUUUC